Molecule: messenger RNA, 678 nt
Organism: Coccidioides posadasii C735 delta SOWgp
Lineage: Eukaryota; Fungi; Ascomycota; Eurotiomycetes; Onygenales; Onygenaceae
Gene: RCF1
Product: Respiratory supercomplex factor 1, mitochondrial
Biological process (GO): mitochondrial respirasome assembly
Cellular component (GO): mitochondrion
Source: RefSeq, a predicted model, not a curated record
UUGAUUAUCGAUUGUACACACAUACCUUCUUUUCAGCAUGAGCGACAAGCCUCUGCCGUCAUCUUUUGACUCAGACCCCGAGUUCUUCGAGGAGAAUCCGUGGGUGAAGCUAAGACGGCGAUUGCGAGAAGAGCCUCUCAUCCCUUUAGGAUGUGCUGCCACUAGUUAUGCCUUGUGGCGAGCAUACAAGUCGAUGAAGGCCGGCGACUCUGAUCAGCUCAAUCGCAUGUUCCGCUAUCGUAUCUACGCGCAAGCAUUCACGCUCGUCGCUGUCGUCGUUGGUGGAAUAUACUACAAGUCAGAGCGGGCGCAGCGAAAAGAGCUAGAACGGGCAAUGGAGGAGAAGAAGAGCCAGGCUAAGCGUGAUGCGUGGUUGAGAGAACUGGAGAUCAGAGAUCAGGAAGAUAGAGACUGGAGAGAGAGACAUGCUGCCGUCGAAAGGGCGGCAAAAGAAGCUGGGAUGAAGCCGAAAGAUGUGUCCAAAGGACUUGCGGGAGAGUCGGCCGGGAAUCAAGAGGGAGAGGCGAAGUCAAAUGUUGGAGUCCUUGAUGCUGUCAAGAACUUGGUGAAGGAGAAAUGAUUUUCAUUCUUUGGUUGGAUAUAUUCCCCGAAUAACUGUACAUUAUACAUCAUUGGGUAGGCGUUGGUAUGACAUGGGUAAAAAUUCUUCUCUUUCAC